AUGUCUCCCUCCGACUUUGUCAACCCCGCGAACCUCGCAUCGACGCCUAUGACUCCCGAAGCCCACUCUCCCGCUUCCGACUCUGGUCCCUCCCGCAAGCGGGCAAGGACUGAACUGUCUUCCGAGGAGAAGAAGGAAGCGCGAGCCCACCGUAACCGCAUUGCGGCGCAGAACUCCCGCGAUCGCCGCAAGGCCCAAUUUUCCUACCUUGAGCGCCGUGUGGCCGAACUUGAGGAGGAGAACAGGCAGCUUCGCGCUGGCAUGGGCAUGACCCGUGUCGAUGAGAAGAAAGUCGAGGAGCAGGAGCGUGAGCGCGCUCGCGAACGUGAGAAUGAAGAACUGCGCGAACGAAUUAGAACCCUGGAGAAAGGCUGGGACGCCGUCGUCAAAGCCCUCGCCGCUCAGGGCCUCCCCACUGGUGUGGCACCUCCGACGCCGAUGUCCGAGGUCGCCCAGUCACCCUCGUCAAAUGACACAACCUCUACCCACUCUACAUCCCCUUCAGCCGCGGCCUCGGAGCCAGCUGUCUUAACGCAGCAGCCUGUCACCAGCACCCUCUCCGUCCCGCCCACAACGGUCUUCCCCCUCUCCCCCGCACCCACCUCUACCUCCAUGGAUCUCGACUAUCCGUCCCCCGACGUCUCGUACGAUGACUUCGCCGCUGUUCCUGCCUUCACUGCCGAACAGACCGCCUCUGAACAAGAUCCCACUCGCCACCUAGCACGGGUGGCGACCAUUGAGGACGAGUCCUCGAUGUCCCUGCAGCGGGUGGUUUCGAAUUCACGCAGUCUACCGGUGGUCAAGCAGGCGCAGCCGGCCAUGCCGUACAGGCUGACGACGCGCACGUCCCUGUUGACGAUGCCGCAAUGGACAACCUCUUGCGAGAGAUCCUCACCGCCUCGCCUUACCUGUCGCCUUCGAAUUUACCUGCGGAGGGCGCCGCUUCGGCGGAUGUCCCAGCGCCGCAAGUAG
Schizophyllum commune H4-8 is the source of this 972-nucleotide messenger RNA. RefSeq lists its product as uncharacterized. Lineage: Eukaryota; Fungi; Basidiomycota; Agaricomycetes; Agaricales; Schizophyllaceae. The record is from RefSeq and is a predicted model, not a curated record. The transcript has 2 exons. Gene Ontology annotation, cellular component: nucleus. Gene Ontology annotation, molecular function: DNA-binding transcription factor activity, RNA polymerase II-specific; RNA polymerase II transcription regulatory region sequence-specific DNA binding. The coding region runs from base 1 to 972 and encodes 323 amino acids.